GUGAAAGUGCCAGAUGAUCAGGAGCCAGAUCCUGUAGAUGAAGCCCAGAGUCCAGAAUUAAAUGAAACGCUACUGGUUCUGUCCGGCUCUGAAAAUAAACUUCAACUCGAACAAAAUUGUGGUCCACGUGAUUUUAGUCGAGAAAGCUGUGGGGACUCAUAUUCAGAAAAUAACUGGGGCAACACGAUGAACCCAACUGUACCAAAUGUUACUCAAAAUAAUUGGGAGACAAAAAUUUAUAUUGAACUGGAUUAUCUAAUUUCUCAUGAUAAUGUACUAGAUAUGGGUUCUUAUAAUAAUGCACAGAAUUUUGAUGGGAUUUCUUAUAAAAAUGAAGAAAAUAUGUCGGCUGUUUCAAAUGAUGGUCAAAAAUCUAAUUUAAUUCUGUUAGGCGUUGACUUUCUUAACGACUCAUUAUCUGCUAACGAGAUUCAUAAUGAAUUUGGAAGUAAUGACCUCAAGUCGAAGGUCGUUCAUCAUCAUCUAGCCAUUUUUAGUGGAUUCUCCAUUCAAUACGAGAAACAUGGUUUAAACAAAGUCCUAUUAGUUGUAAUUUGGAGACAUAAGUACCCAACAUUAUUUCGAGGAGGAGGAGAAUUGAAAGUUACACAUAAUCUUUUUUUUAAAAAGAAAAAUCAGAAUCUAAGCUUGGAAUCUUAAAAAAAAGGGGGAGGUGUUAUAUCCGAGUGGAGAUUAAAUUACAGGUAACUUCCGAGGACUAUUCAUGGACUAAUAUCCUAUAAAUAUUCUUGUUGUAUAACUAUUCAACAAUUACAUUAUGUAUAUUUGUAUCCCUCUUAUGACAAGCUUUAUUUUGGCCUAUAAUUUAUUAUUGUACGAUUUACGGUUCUUAAGUUAUGCUCAGUUUAUUAACUACUGCCUCCCACAUUCACAGCCACUUUUUGGGCUUAUUUGUGUACAAAUAUUAUUUCCUAUUUUAUGG
Molecule: messenger RNA, 943 nt
Organism: Schistosoma bovis
Lineage: Eukaryota; Metazoa; Platyhelminthes; Trematoda; Strigeidida; Schistosomatidae
Source: the annotation of a GenBank genome assembly